AUGUCUUCAACGUUUCCUUCUAUUCCUGGUUACAAUGGACCAUAUUCACUAAAGGAAUUUGUGCAGCGGCUAUUCUCUCUGCAGUUACGGUUUGAAACUUCUCUCCUUUCCACUACGGCACAACCCACUAGUGAGAAGAUUCUCUUUCUACAACCCACAGGAGACUUUGUAGUGAUUGUCUAUAUCUCUCUCAGUGCCCCACCUCCUCCACCUCCUCCCACCUUAACAUCAACGGCAGAAAAAGAAAAAGGAAAAGGAACUCUAAAGGCAUUAACAAUUGCAAAUGAUACACGAUUGCGACCUUUAUCCACAUCUCUACAUGGAAGACCUCUCACAUUAUCCGUACUUGCACAUCCAUUAUUGGAUUCCUUCUUUACACAGAUGGGAACAACUGCUGUGAAUUUUAUAGCGCGUUAUUGUCCAAUGAUUGUGCAGUUUCAACCCACUGCUGGUGGAUUACAAGUGUUUGGUCCUCCUUUAAAGAAUGCCAUUCCACGUGGAGUGAAACAUCACCGUCGGGCAGAGAAGAUGGGAACUCGUAAAGUAAUUAUACGGCGUGAGAGUUCUUUCAUAAAUAAACAACCUCAACAUAAUAAGAGUUCCGUGUUAUUACCAUCCUUGUAUCAAUUGAAUGUUUCUCGUUUACCAUUGAUUGGAGAAGCACCACAACGGACCUUUGCAGAGACCAACGAUACCAUCUCUCCAUUAAUGGAAGGUUUAUGGAGGGAAUACUAUCAUAAUAAUAAUAAUAAUAAUAAUAAUAAUAAUAAUAAUAAUAAUAAUAAUAAUAAUAAUAAUAAUAAUAGGGGUAAGGUUCAUUUGGCAACUCGUUGUUCACUUGUUAGUGGAAAUAAAGAGAUACGAUGCUCAGAAGGUUGUAAUGCAUUGAUAGCCGCCAAACAAUUAGUACAUUUUGUAUUUCCGUACACAUUAUCUGUGGAAUCUAUUGGAGCUACGAAUAAGAAUAGUGUAGAAGAACACUUAACACAUGUACUUCACUGUGUUUUGGGUAGUGUGUGUCGUCUAAACCUUCGAGGAGCUGCCAUUAAACAUGUUGGAUUUUUAGAAGAACGAAGUCGUACUAUUUGCUGUAAUAAUAAUCAUAAUAAUAAUAAUAAUAAUAAUAAUAAUAAUAAUAAUAAUAAUAAUCGUCGCUGUCGUCGACGCACGGAGUCCGUGAAACCCACCACUGUUGCGGUAUCUGAACUAACAACACCAGAGGCUAUCAUUGUAUCCUAUUUACAAACUCUAUUUGAAAAUAUGCGUUGGUGUGCACCUCACUCAACGGAGCGAAUAAACUUUUGGGGAGGUUCCAUCAUAUUAACAGAGUUUUCUCCCAUCAUAUUAGAUUGGCUUAAAUGUGGGAGACAGGAAAUAUUUCCACUUUCUCAUUUUCUACAUAAAAUAACAGUUUCUCAUAUUCCAUGGUUACGUGGGUUCUAUACGAAAGGAUUUACACCCAAACGUCGUUCGAUGAUUCAACAACGAAUCUUUCUACAAUUAGUAUUCUUUCUCUUUCAACACGUUGUGCCUUUUCUCUUACGUUCAUCAUUUCACAUUACGUGGUCCUCUAAAAAUCCAAAUAGAUUUGCUUUUAUUCCUAAACCGGUAUGGACACGUCUGGUCUCUCGUGAACUGAGGCAAGUAUGCCUUUCACGCAGAAAAGGAAAUAUUGGGGAGUGUAAAGGCAAUCAACAAGUGAUGUUACCACCCAUGUCAUUGAAGCGGAUCACCAAAGAAGAAAUGAUUUGGCCUAAAAGAGAUAUUCAACAAAUAAAUGAUUAUACGCAUCAUUUUAAUAAAAUUACUACUAAUACUACUAAUACUACUAAUAGUGAUAUAUCUCUGGUGUAUUCUUCUAUUCGAUUUCUCUUGGAUCGUCAUAAACUACGUCCCAUCGCACGUGUUCGCUUUGGUAAACUACGUACUUUAUCGAAAAUGAUAACUUGUGUGCAUUCACCAUUAUUUGAAAGCACUGCGAGAAAAACAAAAACAAAAACAAAAACAACAACAACAACGACAACAAGUAAUAUGGCUAUCAAGUCUCCAAACUCAUCUAUUCUACGAGAAUCUUUACGUUGUCUCCUUGCAGGUAUAGAAGAGUCUCAGGAAGGAUCCACUCUAGUGAAAUUCACUAACGUAUCGCAUCAAAAUGAAUACGCAGAUAUACGUUCCUUUGUUGAAGGAGCACGACAUUUUUGUUCUUCUCCUUUAUUAAUGCCUAAUAAUGACAUUUCAUGGAAGGCACCAAUGGAAAGAGUUGUAGUAACAAUGGUUCGCGGAGAUGCGGUGCGGUGUUAUGAUCGCCUUCCACAAAAGGCCAUAAUGAAUGUAGUAGAAGAUCUUAUUAAACAUGAAUUAUACAAUACAUUGUGGUUAACGGCUAUUGCACCAUCUUCCUCUAGUAAUAAUGAUUGUAUGAAUAGACGAAGUGUAUCUCAUGAAUAUACAGAAAAUUCACUCCCUAGGUUAGGAGAAGAUAUUAGUAACUAUUAUGAAGUACCAUUACGCCAAUUUACACGUCUUCAGACGGUGCCUAGUCAUCAUGUAGAGAAGGGUACACUUCCUGGUAUUCCUAAAGGAUGGAUUCUAUAUGAAGAGAUUGCACCUUCUUCGGAUUCUGUAAUCCGUGGUGAUGAGAUACGGACAGUGUUAAAACAACAUUUACAAUCUCAUCCUGUAAUGAUUGAUGGUAAAUUAUAUACACAAAACUUGGGCAUUACACAAGGUUCAGCAGUAGCGAUGUUUCUCUGUAAUACUCUUCUAGAGACUGUGGAUGUAUCGUUAUCAAAGAUUCUUUCUGAACAUGAAGAACCUUCACUAUUACUAAGACGUGUGGAUGAUGUUUUAGUAGUAACACUUUCAUCUAUAGCCGCUUUACGUUGUGAUGCUGCUCUUCGCACAGGAUGGCCCGAAGUGGGAUUUGCCUGUCAGUGGAAUAAACUACAAUGUACGAAUACUAAAUGUAUACCAUGGUGUGGAUUAUUGUGGAAUCCACAGACAUUAGAGUUUAGUGUGGAAUGGGCACGAUUGGCAUCUCUUCUUCCAUCUAUUGCCGUACGUCCGAGAACAGGGAAUGAACUGUUGCAUUCUUCAUUGCGAUUGGUGGGUAUUAUUUGUUUACGUGCCCCACUCACUGUCUUUUGUCGACGCAUUAAUUCAAAGGCACGAGUUGUACAAACAUUAUAUGAGAUGAGUCUUCUCUGGUCACGUUUUGUACUACAUAAAAUGGUGGAAAAUGCCCAUUUCAUGCGGCCGCAUAUGCGUAUAAUUUUAAAACCUCUUGCAUUGGCGAUUACAGCUUUAAAGCGUUUACUGCGGCGGCAAAGAGAAGCUCUUGAACGGGCAGGUUCUUUCUGCGAUAUCACAGAUGAGGAUGUGCGACUUUGUGUUCUGCUGGCUUUGUAUAGAUCACUGGAUAACCUGUUACCGUGGAUGAUAGCGAGAGUACGACGAAGUAAAGGAAUAACAAGAUCCUUUUUGCUGCUUUUACGAGGAGUUGUAGAACGAAAAAUGGAGACAACACUUUUAAUGAAAACUACUGCUGUUGACACUCAAAAGAGGAAUGUUAUUAUUGAUGUUUCUUCUUCUUCUGUUACUACUAACAAUAAUAAUAAUAAUAAUAAUAAUAAUAAUACUCCCCCUCAAGAAGAAGUAGAAGAAAUUGUUGGUAACAAUAGUAGUGAUAUUGCGGAUAGUGUUGGUAUGUUGCUAUUUGCAGAGGGUUCUGACACUGUUACGAUGCGUGCUCUUGCUGCGGUACGAUUUGUUUCUCCACAAGCGCCGGCUUAA
Messenger RNA from Trypanosoma theileri, 3792 nucleotides. Its product is annotated as putative telomerase reverse transcriptase. Gene Ontology annotation, molecular function: telomerase RNA binding; telomeric repeat DNA binding. Gene Ontology annotation, cellular component: telomerase catalytic core complex. The transcript has a single exon. Lineage: Eukaryota; Euglenozoa; Kinetoplastea; Trypanosomatida; Trypanosomatidae. Gene Ontology annotation, biological process: telomere maintenance via telomerase. The record is from RefSeq and is a predicted model, not a curated record. The coding region runs from base 1 to 3792 and encodes 1263 amino acids.